Messenger RNA from Galeopterus variegatus (Sunda flying lemur), 1133 nucleotides. It is a transcript of the gene LNP1, whose product is annotated as leukemia NUP98 fusion partner 1. The transcript is spliced from 5 exons. The record is from RefSeq and is a predicted model, not a curated record. NCBI's taxonomy places the organism in Eukaryota, Metazoa, Chordata, Mammalia, Dermoptera, Cynocephalidae. Bases 230 to 763 code for a protein of 177 amino acids.
CUACCAUAGCCAGAUUUGAGUUCGGACGAAUUUGAGAAAUUGGAAGAAAAGACAUUCCUGUCUUAGGAGGAAUAGAAAAGAAGAGGUUUAUUAGUAGUCAAAUUUCAUAGAUGGAUCUGGUCCUGCUUCCCCAAGAGAAGUUAUCUGAUUUCUUUAUUUGGCAGAGACAACCAACAGUAAUGACAUACAGAUUUAAGGACAGACCUUCAAUAUUUUGAAUUGCCUUGACAUGGAGCACAAAGAUGAUGAUGAUGAUGAUGUAUCUUUUGCCAAAUGGAUGAGCAGCUUCUGGGGUCACAGCUGGAGAGAGGAGGAUGAGAGAGGACUCCGGGAACACCACCGACGACAAGAUGCCAGUUACAGGAAAACCUCCCUGCCCUGCCCAUUUCCUGUCCUUCCCAGAAUUAUGUCAUCUGACAGCCAUCCUAGAAGGCAUUCUCAUGAGGACCAGGGAUUCCGAUGCCAUUCCUCCACGCGGGAUUACAGAAAAUGCCCAGGGGAUGGGUCAUUUGGGAAGCCAUUGGAAUCAAAAAGAAGAUCCCAUUCCACAGUUCAAGAAUUUUCAGAUUCCUUUGAACAGCAACUAUGCUUUAGAACCAAACGCUCUGUCUCUUUGGGACCUGAAAGCAGGAAGGAGAGAAAUGAAAGAAAAUGCCUGAAGAUGGAGAUAAUAACCCGCAAGAAAGCAGAGGAAGGAAGGAGCUCCAGGAAAGAACACAGAGAAGCAUACAUGGCUCCUGUGUGUGAAAAAGGGCCCGAAUAGUACUUUGUUUCCACAUCACGAUUACGGAUCAUACUGGAUUUUUGAGCCCCACCACCAUUUCAGGAUGUCAGGUGGCAGCUGUAAAAGAGGGUCUGCAGAUGCUGAGUGGCUGCAGUGGGCAGUUGUACUGCUGCUCCUUAAAACGGCGUGAAUCAUGCUCCAACUGCUUCUGGCAUCUUAGUUGAGAGUGUAAUCUGCUUUCUUGCCCUUUUAUGGGAACAAAAAGAAUAAAAGGUAUUUUAAUAGAAUAAAGUAAUUUUUGAAAAUGUAAAAAAAGAUAUUUAAAGAGCCUCCCACACAUCUUCACCAACUCUUUUUCCACCUCAACCUCAUGAGUAGUCUUAAAUAAAAGUCAUUGGUGUGAUUCUAA